AUGUCUGACCCAAAGCCCUUAGAUGUAAUUGUUGUUGGCGCCGGCCUCGGAGGCUGUGCGUGUGCUAUGGCGAUGCAUUACGCCGGUUUCAAUGUAACAGUGCUCGAAAAGGUCCAUAAAUUUCUCCGUCUAGGUGACAGUCUUGGGUUAGGUGAAAAUGCUCUUCGCCUGCUCCAGCGCUGGGGACUGCAUGACCAACUGAUAGACAUCGGAAAUAAGAGUGAGCUGAUGCAGAUACGGAGAUGGGGAGACGGAAAGAUAUUGGCACAGCAGCCAUUAAUGGAUAUGGCGGGGUAUAUAGGACACAGAGGAGACUACCAUGAGGCGUUUUUGGCAAGGGUAAAAGAGCUCGGAAUUGAGAUCAAGAUGGGGUGCAAUGUGGUAUCGUACGAUGAGAACGAGCCUUCUCUCACACUAAGUAGUGGCGAGGUGUACAAGGCAGACGUGAUCAUAGCUGCUGAUGGCAUCAAAUCUCUCGCCCGUGAACUCGUCCUUGGCUUCGAAGAUAAGCCCAAGUCGAGCGGAUACGCCUGCUUUCGAGCAUUCUUCAAAGGUGCCUAUUUGAAGUCCGAUCCUUUAUGCCGCGAAUUCGUCGAGAAAGAGUGCGUAAAUAUCUGGAUCGGCAAUGACGUCCACCUUGUUCAGAAUACUCUUCGAGACGGAGAUGAGUUUAAUUGGAUCAUCACCCACAAGGAUACUGAGGAUAUCAAGGAAUCGUGGUUCCAGCCGGGUGACAUGAAUGAAGUGAGGAAAUUGGUCGAAGAUGUGGACCCAAGGAUCGGGAACGCGGUAAGGAGCACCAAAGAAUGUUUGGACUGGAAGAUUUGUUAUCGAGAUCCUAUUCCAAGCUGGGUCAGUAAGAGCCACAAAAUCGUGCUACUGGGUGAUUCGUGUCAUCCUCACCUUCCUACGAGUGCACAAGGCGCAUCGCAAGCAACGGAAAGUGGGGCUGUUUUAGCUUUGUGCCUUAAACUGGGAGGUAAAGAUAAUAUCCCACUCGCUACUCGUGUAUACGAAAAGCUCCGAUUCUCUCGGGUUCGUCAAUCUCAAUUGAAUGGGGAAGAUCUCCGCGACAGGUGGCAUAACGCGCUCAAAGAUCUGGAUGUGGAUGGGGAAAUAGAUCCAGAAAGUGUGAAGAUGAGGGUGAGGCUCUUCAUGAGUAAUCGAUGGCUGUACCCCUUCGAUGCAGAAGCCGAUACUUUGCAUCGGUGGCAAGAGGUCUCAGCUCAGGUGAGUGAGGAGCUAGCGAAUGGGAAGAUAAUCCCAUUAUUCACAGGAGCGGCGUCCAAGGUGGUUGCGUAG
Mollisia scopiformis is the source of this 1302-nucleotide messenger RNA. RefSeq names its product salicylate hydroxylase. Gene Ontology annotation, biological process: secondary metabolite biosynthetic process. NCBI's taxonomy places the organism in Eukaryota, Fungi, Ascomycota, Leotiomycetes, Helotiales, Mollisiaceae. Gene Ontology annotation, molecular function: FAD binding; monooxygenase activity. The coding region runs from base 1 to 1302 and encodes 433 amino acids. The record is from RefSeq and is a predicted model, not a curated record. The transcript is spliced from 6 exons.